AAGAUGAAAGUGUACGUAGCUGACUUUCAGAAUACAGAGACUUCUUAAAAGCUGUGUCAUGAUGAUGUUCUUAGAAUUUCAUACCUCAUCAGAGCCAUGGCCGAUCCGUGUUCACCAAGACAGAGGAUCUGCUCAUUCUCUGUGAUGAUGAGCGCAAAGUGACAGGGCCCUUUAAUUUUAAAAUCUCAAUUUCUCUUCAUAACAACCUCUGCUACCUGCAACUUAACGCGCAGUCUUCCUGAUGCCGUUUAUACGUGUAGAUGUCAAAACACCAGAAGCCUGCUGGUUCGAAAGUCAUAUCUUACGAUCUGAUUAAAUAUGAUGUGGAGAAAGAUGAGCCUGUGCGAGAUGGAAAUGGAUAUUGCAUCAGAGUUCCCAAAGGUGAGGUUGGACUCCUUGUUUGCAGAAUCACACAACUUACGCCCUUUAGUGGUUAUGCUGGAGGAACUACUCAGACAGAGAAGAAAAAACUGAGAGACGUCUUUAAGAAAGGAGACCUCUAUUUCAACAGUGGCGAUCUCUUACUGAUUGACCAUGAAAAUUUCAUCUACUUUCAUGACCGAGUUGGAGAUACUUUCCGCUGGAAAGGGGAAAAUGUGGCCACCACUGAAGUCGCUGAUACAGUAGGACUAGUCGAUUUUGUCCAAGAAGUAACUGUUUACGGAGUGUCUGUGCCAGGUCAUGAGGGUCGAAUUGGCAUGGCCACGAUCAAAAUGAAGGAAAACUAUGAAUUUGAUGGAAAGAAACUCUUUAACCAUGUUGCCGAUUACCUGCCCACUUAUGCAAGGCCCCGGUUUCUUAGAAUACAGGACACCAUUGAGAUUACUGGAACUUUUAAGCACCGCAAAGUGACCCUCGUGGAGGAGGGCUUUAACCCUGCAGUCAUCAAAGAUGCCUUAUAUUUCUUGGAUGACAAAGCAGAAAUGUAUGUGCCGAUGACUGAGGACAUUUACAAUGCCAUAAAUAAUAAAGCUCUGAAACUCUGAAUAUUUCUUAGAGGCUAACUCACAUUUCCAGAAAGAAACUGAAUGAACCUAGUACAGCCACUUGAUGUAAUCCAACCUUAAUUUGAUUGAAGAUUGUGAGAUGUAAUUUUUUUAUGCAUUCCAAUAAGGGGAGGCUUUUUAAAAUUACACCUGAACCUUUACAUGUGAAAAUAUUUAGAGAUAAGUAUUUUUCAAUUUGCACCUUCCGUUCAUAUUUGCAGAUCAAGCUUGUUAGAGGGUGCAUUAUUUUUUUAAAUAUAUAAUAAAUUAGAUGAAUGCCAACAGA
Leptonychotes weddellii (Weddell seal) is the source of this 1272-nucleotide messenger RNA. Lineage: Eukaryota; Metazoa; Chordata; Mammalia; Carnivora; Phocidae. The record is from RefSeq and is a predicted model, not a curated record.